GCCGCCGGAGGCGCUGCACCUGCGGGCCCACGCGCUGCGCGUGGCGGGGGAGGUGGGCUCGCUGCGCCAGCGCUUGGCGGAGGCGGGCCAGGGCGGCGUGGGCAGGCAGCCUCCGGCGCGCGGCGGGUGGGAGGCGGCGGCGGUGCUGGCCCCAGUGCCAGAGCCGCUCCCAGACACCCUGGAGGUGCACCGCAUCCUGGAGCAGCUGGACGCCGUGAACGGCACGAUCGUCGCCCUGGACGAGGCCAUGGCGGCCGCGAGCCUCAGCGUGUGCUCGCUGGCGUCGGACGCCCCGAGCAGCGCGACAGGCCGCUGCGAGCCGCUGGGCCACGCGGUGCCCCCCACCGCCGCGCCCACGCCGUGCACGGUGCCGGGCAGGCGGGUGGCCGAGCUGGCCACGGCGGGCGCGGAGUGGCAGCAGGCCCGCGGAGAGGUCGCCCCUGUGGCGGAGGCCGCCGCCGGGUCCCCCGCGCCCGCGCCUGGCAGCCCAGGCGGGGACGCCCCGCUGGCGGGCCAGGCGCUGGUGGCGGCCCGCGGAGAGGCCGCCCUCGCCGCGGAGGCCGCCGCGGGGCCAUGUGCGCCCCCGCCCGGCAGCCCAGACAGGGGCGCCCCGGCGGACCUGGCGCUGGUGGCGGCGUCGCCCACGCCGAACACAGUGCCUGCGCUGCUGUCCCGGAUCCCCGAGGAGCCGUGGGAGGUCGCGCUGUCCAGGGGCGUCUCGGUCGGGCGGCUGAACUGGGCGGAGGACACGGCCGGCAUCGCGUCCUUCUUGUGCUCCGGGCGCUCGCCGAGGUUCGAGAGUCCUGGGAAGGCCGACGUCGGCGUGCUGCCAGACGCGGGCAGCGAGUGCGAGGCCAUCGUAUUGAUAUCGCAGGAGGGGGGACUCGGCCUGGCGGACGAGCAGCCGCUGGUGGCGGUGGAGCAGCCCGCAGGCGUGGAGCAGCCGCUGCCGGUGGCGGAGAGGCCGCCUCCACCGCUCCUUGGGCACGCCAAGUCGUUCUCGGACGCGCUCGCGCGCCUGGAGGCCCCGCUGACCCCUGCGGACAUGCUGCUUCCAGCGCCGCCGCCGUCCGCGGCUGUGCCGCUCCCAGCGCCGCCGCUGCCCAACGCCGACCGCGAGGCGCCGUCCACGCAGGUGCCCGCGCUCGCGGCCGCGGCCUGCGCUGGCCUGAUCGACCGCGGCCAGGACGUCUCCCCGCCCCCGCAGGGCGCGCCCUGGCCUGGGCGGGCGCGGCAGCAUCUGCCGCUGGGCGCCCCAGAGCCAGAGGCGGCCUGCGACCCGCUCCGUUCGCCGCAGGGCGGGCAACACGAGCCCGCACGCGCGUCCUCGCGAGCCUCGCCGUCCAAGAGGGCGGAGCCAGAGCCAGAGGCCAUUGCCGACGUUGCGGGCCGCGCAUCGGCGCCGCGCGAGGGCCCAGGGCCGACGAAGAGGCGCCGCGCCCUGGCGGGCUGCGGGCUACUGCCCGGGACGAGGGCGCCCCCCGACAGCGACGCCAUCGAGACGUGCACACAGAGCUGCGCCGACGGCGGCGCUCCGCCCGCCGCGGCGGCGGCCGCCGCCCUGGGGCCCGACGUGGCCGCGGUGCCAGCCGCGACCGGCGGAGGCCGCAGCGGCGCGACCACCAGCGGACGGCCAGCGAGGUGCGGCGUCGAGGCGUUCCGCGCCAGCGGUGUCAUAGUUGUCGCGGACGAGGACGCGGACGAGGCGGGCGGCGAAGACCUACCAGGCGGCGCCAUCGUCGCGCUGGACCCCGCCGAGGGCGCGGACGGCACGGAGAAUGCUGUGCGCCUGGUCAGCGCGCCCUCGGCCCUGCCGAUGUCGCUCACUGACCAGCCCCCUGUCGUGGUGCUUUUUACCGGCUUCAGCCGGGACGACUUGUCGCGCUUUCGCCGCUGCGUCAGCCGCCUCCGCGGCGUCGUCCUGCGGGACCUGCCGCCGGACGCGCGUCACGAGGCGCGCCAGCCGCGCGUGGAGGCCAGGGCUGUGCGCGUGGUCGCGCGGUGCGAGGGCGACCCGUCCGCUCGCGGCAGUGACGCAGCCGCCGCCGCCGAUUGGUGUCUAGAGGCUGGCGGCGCCGCGCCGCCGUGGCGCAGGGCCGCGUGCCGGACGAUCAAGUACUGCGAGGCCAUCCUCGCGGGCUCCUGGGUUCUGUCGCCCGGCUGGGUCCUCGAGUCCUCGGAGGCGGGGCGCUGGCUGCCCGAGGCCGACUUCGAGAUCGCGGGCGACUCCGCCGGUUCAGGCGGCCCUGCCCGCGGCCGGCUCUGCGGGCCGCAGCUGCUGGCGGGCCUGCGGCUGCACUUCGCCGGGGCGGGCAGGCCGCCCGCGCUUCCCCGGCGGCGAGAGCCUCCGGGCAGCCGGGCGGCGGCGGCCGGAGCGGCCGCGGAGGGGCCACAGCCGCACGACCUGCAGC
Molecule: messenger RNA, 2411 nt
Organism: Prorocentrum cordatum
Lineage: Eukaryota; Dinophyceae; Prorocentrales; Prorocentraceae
Source: the annotation of a GenBank genome assembly